Molecule: messenger RNA, 2428 nt
Organism: Ananas comosus (pineapple)
Lineage: Eukaryota; Viridiplantae; Streptophyta; Magnoliopsida; Poales; Bromeliaceae
Product: NAC domain-containing protein 86-like
Exons: 7
Coding region: 178-2205 (675 amino acids)
Biological process (GO): regulation of DNA-templated transcription
Molecular function (GO): DNA binding
Source: RefSeq, a predicted model, not a curated record
CCUCCUCAUUCCGCAUCUCAUUGUUCACACCAUAGAGAAGGAACUUGUCUAGUGAUCUUAUACGCGCGCAGUUCUCCCCGUUUGUUCUUUAUUUUCGAUCAGAAUAGCGAGAGGUCUGUGUUAUAGCCUAUAAUUCGCGCGCAAGUUUUAGAGGUUUAUAGAGGGUUCAUAGACAAAAUGGCGCCAGUGAGCCUGCCGCCCGGCUUUCGGUUCCACCCGACCGACGAAGAACUCAUCAUAUACUAUCUCAAGAGGAAGAUCAAUGGCCGUAAGAUCGAACUGGAGAUCAUCCCCGAGGUCGAUCUCUACAAAUGCGAACCCUGGGAUCUACCCGAGAAAUCCUUUCUACCAAGCAAGGACCUGGAGUGGUACUUCUUCAGCCCGCGGGACCGCAAGUAUCCGAACGGCUCGAGGACGAACCGCGCGACGAGGGCCGGAUAUUGGAAGGCCACCGGGAAGGACCGGAAGGUGAACUCCCAGAAACGCGCGGUGGGCAUGAAGAAGACCCUCGUUUACUACCGAGGCCGCGCACCCCAUGGCUCGCGCACCGACUGGGUCAUGCACGAGUAUCGCCUCGACGAGAAGGAAUGUGAGAGCGCCACUGGUUUACAGGAUGCAUAUGCUCUAUGUCGAGUGUUCAAGAAGAGCGCGCCGGGCCCUAAGAUCAUUGAGCACUAUGGUGCUCCUUAUGAGGAGCACUCACAAUGGAGAGCUAACGAUCAUUCGCCAACUCUCGAUGUCUCUUCCGAUGGAAGAGGGGAGGACUUGGAGAGCUGCAGCUUCUCUUUCCCUGUGGAGACCGGCUCGUCGGACAUGAUUCAGGGUUCGAGUGUGGCAGGGAAUGGCAAGUGGAUGAAUUUUCUCCCUGAGGAGGCCCUCAAUGCUACAGGCUUAUUAUGUGAUCCUUUUAGCUACUCUUACUUACCAUCAAAGGUGGAUGUGGCAUUGGAAUGUGCAAGGCUUCAGCACAGGCUAUCUUUGCCCCCAUUGGAGGUGGAGGACUUCCCCCCGGUCGAUCUCAUGGACUCGAAGGUCGGCCUCCACACAGCUAUGCUUCGAGAUCAUAACCAUAACGAGGUGGACAUACUGCAAGAGAUUUUAUCCGUAGCAUCCGCCUCUCAGGAGCUGAUCAACAACUCCAGCUACACUGACAUGUGGCACGGAAACACUUCUCACUUUGAGGAUUACGCCUCUCUAUUAGAACUUGAUAAAAGGAACGAGGCGUUGCAGUUCCCUCAGAUCGAGAUUGCGGGCUCUACGAGAUUAAUCGGUAAACAAUGUGAAGAAGAUGAUUCUGGGAGGUUGAUAGAGAUCAGCGAUUUGGAAGAGGAAUUCAAGGAAGAAAAGAAGAAAAUAGAAAACCUAAGAGGGGUCAAGAUGUUGAACAAUAACUUACCUGAGAUAAUCCUAGAAGAAGAACAAAGCAAUCCAACAGAGAGCACCACAAAUUACCCAUUAGAUGCAAGUGGCACUGAAGGAGAAGCCGUUCACCUGACCAAUUCAACUGAGUUAGGCGACAUCGACGACAAACCCAUCUUCUCACAGUCUCAACCUGACGAUUUCACUGUUGGUUUCAUCGGCAUAAAUCCUCUUGGAGCGUCCCAAGAGGAACAUCACUGCGAAGCCUACGCCAACGCGCCAACUUUCGACUUUUACGAGAAGGUCGAUGUCAAGCAUGGCUUGUUUAUAUCGAGAGGCGGCGUUGCUGAAACGCACUUUCAUCAGAUCGAGCCUUCGAAGAAGGUUAGUUUCCACAUGAAUCCGAUGGCAAGAGAUAAUGUACUGGUUGAGACGAUUGAGAAAGGUAGAAGCAGGGUUUCGGUCUUUAGCAAGUUCAAAGCAUUCAUGAGAGACAAGAUCAAUGGGGAAAAGAUAUCUAUGAAGCCAUGCAAAAGGUCCUUAGGUAAUGAAACAAUGAGUGGGAUGCUACAAGUAGUUAGUACAGUUAUAUUGAAUUCAUGUGUUUAUCUUGGGGAUGUAUCAGAACAAGCCAUUUCUAUGGAGCAAGCAUCCUUAAAGGAAAACCAGAUGAAAGAGGAAAAAGAAGGUGCAUGUUCAAAUGAACUGAAGCAGGUGAAGAACUGGAAGAAGAGUGAUCAGGAGAACAAUAUCUGGUUUCCUGGAGUGAGAAAGAGGGGGUUUGUUAGCAUGCUUUUGUAUGGGAAGUGGGCCUUCUUCACAGCUCCUUUUGCUCUUGCCCACUAACAGUAAUUCUCUUUUCCCAAAUUCAUCAAGUCAAAUCAAACAUAAUAUAGAUCAUGACAUUUAUCUUGGUCAUUGUAGAGGUUAUUGAUACGGUAAAACAUGAUUUAACUUAAAUUAUAGAAGGAAUAUCUGUAAGUUAUAGCCAAUGACAGAGAGGUAUCGUACUGCUACAUGUGCCUAACAAAUUUAAUAUUUAUAUAUGUGUAAUUUAUCUUUUGUGAAA